AUGACUACAGCAAAUGGAUUUUUUGCUGAUGGAGGCAGCGCCUCGAAACCUCCCACCUUGUUUUUGCCAAUCAAGGUCGACACUAGUGCGGCCGCUCUCAAAUGCUUGGGCAAUGACAAGUUUUGUGCCAUACACACCUAUGAGUAUGAUUAUACAGACGGUUUGAACGCGCCUGACACUAGUGCCAGCAUUUCAAACUUGUCACGCUGGGGGCUGGAAGAGCUUGUUCUCUCUAGGAGAAUCUAUAAUGCCGACUUUGACCUUAAGAAUGCCAUAAUCUACGGCGAGACCCCAGUCACCAUGGCCACCGCAAACGCGAGCAACAAUGCCUCAGCAGAAAACACUGUAGAAUUCAAGUUUGCAUACAAGGAUGGUAAGAGCAGCACGUGGAAGGCCAGCCACUCGUGGAUGAUAGGCAUGAGUGUCUCUACCAGCCUCAAAAUUCCAUUCAUCGGCGGUACUGACGUCACUGCUAAAGCGGAGUAUUCUGGAUACUAUGAGUGGGGAGAGACCAUUACAUCUGAAAACAUAUUGGAGACCACCUACAAGGCUACAGUGCCGGCAAACACUUCUAUAUAUGUGAGCCUGAUGGCGACCAAGGGAAGUUGUGACGUGCCUUACUCGUAUUAUCAGAAGGACGUGCUUUAUAACGGUAAAUCCGUUAUCUAUACGAAGGAUGAUGGGGUGUACACGAGUGUCAAUUCAUACAAUUUCCGCUACGAGACUACAGCACGGAAAGAGCCGGUAUCUAUAGCUGAUUUGCAGGACCCGUCGGCUGACCCCACCACAGAGCAGAUGUUGCCGGACCCAUCAGUCGACCCCACCAUAGAACAAAUGAUACUUGAGCCCGUGCCGUCUGGAUCAACCACCAGAGUGCAACACAAGUUCAAAAGCAUAGCUUGA
Molecule: messenger RNA, 903 nt
Organism: Rosa chinensis
Lineage: Eukaryota; Viridiplantae; Streptophyta; Magnoliopsida; Rosales; Rosaceae
Exons: 1
Coding region: 1-903 (300 amino acids)
Cellular component (GO): extracellular region
Source: RefSeq, a predicted model, not a curated record